Molecule: messenger RNA, 894 nt
Organism: Mya arenaria
Lineage: Eukaryota; Metazoa; Mollusca; Bivalvia; Myida; Myidae
Exons: 5
Coding region: 27-785 (252 amino acids)
Source: RefSeq, a predicted model, not a curated record
GUUAAAUUUCUACUUCCUGUCCCAUAAUGCAUCAUUCUCCUUCCAAGAUGGCUGACUUGUCUUCUGCAAAAAAGAAGAGAAAAACAAACUUUAAUAAAAAUGAAGUUUUGAUGUUAGAGGAACUUAUGAGUGUAGAAGAAACUAAAGAGCUACUUAGCUCUAGCUUUAGUAACAAGGUUACAAAUCAGAAAAAAAGAAGAAUGGCACCGAAUUGCUGGAAUAAUUUCCUCUUUGGGCUUUGCCAUAAGAUCUGCAGAAGAAGUAUCAAACAAAUGGCAGAAUAUAAAAAGAAUUGCAAAGGAAGAGGUGACAAGCUGCAGAGACGCGAGAGUGGUAGGGGCUUGGCAAGUCUAAAGGUUGCAUCGGAGCAAUCACAGAGGAUUGUCUCUGUUCAUGGCAAUGCAAGCUUCAGCGGCAUAACAGGAGGGACGGACACUGACGAAAAUGAUGGUUUGAGCUAUAUUGCUAACAUCCCAUCAGUGGUCCCACAGGAGGGAGAGGAGCCCUCUGAUUUCGAGCCAACAUGCCCAACUAAAGUGAAACAGGACCCCUGCACCUCGAGCUUACGGGCAAAGUUUGCAGGGAGAGCUUCUGUACCAAAGCGGAAGAAACCCCUAAGCGAGGAGGUUGCCGAGUGGCAAAUUCGUUUCUUCAAAUCUCAGGUGGCAUUGUUAGAGAAGAAGCAAAAGCUGGUUGAGACACAGCAACGGGUACUAGAGAAAUAUGAGAGGCGUAUGGACAACGAGGACGUUGACUCUUUCAUAAAAAGCCAAUUUUUGAAUUAAAUUAAAUUUAAUUGUAUUGUAUUGUAAAUAGAUAAAUGAUAUAUGUAAAAAUGAAAACGAACAAAACGAACAGUUAAAGCUAUUCUUUAUUACAGCAUGAUGAUGAUGA